This is a messenger RNA of Rhizopus microsporus ATCC 52813, 722 nucleotides long. RefSeq names its product SEC7-like protein. Bases 195 to 635 code for a protein of 146 amino acids. Gene Ontology annotation, biological process: regulation of ARF protein signal transduction. Gene Ontology annotation, molecular function: guanyl-nucleotide exchange factor activity. The record is from RefSeq and is a predicted model, not a curated record. The transcript has 2 exons. NCBI's taxonomy places the organism in Eukaryota, Fungi, Mucoromycota, Mucoromycetes, Mucorales, Rhizopodaceae.
UCGAAGAUACAGUUAGAGAAGAAGAAGCUAAAAGAAUAGCUGAAAUGAUUUGGAAUCAAGAUGAAAGUGUAAUCAAGAGAAAAGACGUAGCCAGUUAUCUAGGCAAAGAGUAAUGCAAUGAUAAUUCAUAUAUAAACCAUGUGCUGACAUAGAUUCAUAGUGUGCCUUCUCACCAUAAAGUACUUGUUUGUUAUAUGAAUUACUUUAAUUUUAAAGAAAUGAGACUAGACGUUGCGUUUAGAAAGCUAUGUAGCAAGCUAUUCUUUAAAGCAGAGGCUCAAGAGAUUGAUAGAAUACUCAAGGUGUUUGCUUAUAAAUAUUGGACAGAGAACAAUGAUCCAUUGUAUAUGAAUGCAGACACAGUCUAUGCGAUCACUUACUCUAUGAUGUUAUUAAACACAGAUUUAUAUGUCAUUCAGUCUAAUCAACACACAAAAAUGACGUGCGAAUCAUUUUGUAAUAACGUUAUUUCUACACUAAGCGAGUUUGCAGAUAUUCAAGGACGUGAAAUAGCAUUAAGGCAACAUUUAGCAGAUAUUUAUACUUCCAUAAGGCAGCGGGGAAUUCUUCAGCCAAAGUUAUCAAGUAAAUCAAUACUCAGAAGAAUUCAUUCAUCGUCAAAAAAGCAUAGCUAAUAAAAUUCUCACGACUAUUCAACAAAAUGAGCAUGAUUUUUCUUUUUUUGGUAAUAGUAUCAAGGGAUUUGUGUAUCACAUGCAUAC